Molecule: messenger RNA, 648 nt
Organism: Solanum verrucosum
Lineage: Eukaryota; Viridiplantae; Streptophyta; Magnoliopsida; Solanales; Solanaceae
Exons: 1
Coding region: 85-642 (185 amino acids)
Source: RefSeq, a predicted model, not a curated record
UUAUAAAUAUUUCUACAACCCCUUCAUUUUCAUUUCAAGCACACACCAAAAAUCUGAGCAGAAAAAAAAAAUACAGUAAAGGCCAUGGACUGGUUUUCUUGGUUGUCCAAAACAGGGCUAGAGCCUUCUCUUGUGUAUGAAUAUGGCCUAGCUUUAGCUCAUAACGAGCUCGAAUACGACGACGUCGUUUACUUCAACCACGAAUUUCUCCAAAGCAUAGGCAUUUCGAUUGGCAAACACAGAUUAGAAAUUCUCAAACUUGCUAAGAAAGAAAAAGGAGCGAUCCCAAAUUCCAUGUCGAGAUUUCUCCAAGUAAUUAAACGCACAAAGAGGCGUUUGUCAAAGUAUAUAAGGAAUUGGGGUCAUAGCGAGGAAUUAGCACUUGCUUUAGUCCCAAAAAAGAUUAGCAGUUCCAGAUGGAAAAAUUCUAUGCUGAAGAGGAGGAGCACAAGGGUUGCUGCAGCUAAGCAGAAUACUCUGUUAAUCACAAAUGGGAGUCCCAAUUUCAUUUCAGAUUCAAGAAUGAACAGUUUCUCUAGUCCGACGGUUAAUGAUGAAAAAAUGGGAGAUGAUUAUUGGGCGUCGUGUGGAGUUGAAGCAAUCAGGUGGGAUACAAUGUUUCAAAAUCUAAAACCAACUUAAUUUCUC